AUGCAGGAUGUCAGGAGAUCACCCAAAUCAAUAGGUCACCCAGGCAGUCAAGGAGGUCACCAAUCAAGAGGUCAUCCAGGCAGUCAAGAGAUCACCCACGCAGUCAAUAGGUCACCCAGGCAGUCAAGAGAUCACCCAGGCAGUCAAGAGAUCACCCAGACAGUCAAGAGGUCACCCAGGCAGUCAAGAGGUCACCCAAGUAGUCAAAAGGUCACCCAGACAGUCAAGAAGUCACCCAGGCAGUCAAGAAGUCACCCAGGCAGUCAAGAGGUCACCCAGGUAAAGAGGACACCCAGGCAGUCAAGAGGUCACCCAGGUAGUCAAAAGGUCACCCAGGCAGUCAAGAGGUCACCCAGGCAGUCAAGAGGUCACCCAGGCAGUCAAGAAGUCACCCAGGCAGUCAAGAAGUCACCCAGGCAGUCAAGAGGUCCAGGCAGUCAAGAGAUCACCCGUAGUCAAGAAGACACCAGGUAG
Homarus americanus (American lobster) is the source of this 474-nucleotide messenger RNA. Its product is annotated as pro-thyrotropin-releasing hormone-A-like. NCBI's taxonomy places the organism in Eukaryota, Metazoa, Arthropoda, Malacostraca, Decapoda, Nephropidae. The coding region runs from base 1 to 474 and encodes 157 amino acids. The record is from RefSeq and is a predicted model, not a curated record. The transcript has a single exon.